AUGGCCGACAGACAUGGAGAUAGGACCGCACCGUUCUAUUCAAUUCCUCCACGGCAGAUUGUUGGUGUCGAACAUCCAGGUGUUGUCAAAAACGUCGAUAGAGCAAUUGCUACGCUUCAUGGCAACGAUGGCAUCGCCAAGGUAGGACCAGUCUCGGGGCAUACCGAGACUGAGAGGAGAGAUGCAAAAACAUUAUUACGCAGUCUUCGUGACAAUGUUGGGAAAUACACCAUCGAGCCAGUUGGCCGUGUGGAACGGACUCAUGUUUUUCGCGGCAUUCCGGAUUUCGUAUUCUCAACCGCGUCGAGCCCAUUUACGCAGAAAUUCCGAGAGCACAUUCUGCCAUUUGACUCCUUACUGACCAUCAUCCAAUGCGCAGUUGAGAAGAUGAAGGGGUUUGACAUCAGUAUGAGCAAAGGAGAGGUUCGCAACGUGGAUAUCAUACCACCACCCUCAUUUAGUGUUGGAGAUGUUCCGUUCCAGUACACGUACCGCCAAAACCCUACGGUCAAGCAGUCAGUUGACACGACUGGGAAAAUAACGACUGUCAACACCCAACAGAGCAGCAAAGUUCUCACCCACCUCGUUCCAUACGAUAUUCCAGUUGUGCCUUCCAAGCCACGGGAAAACUGCCCUCCUAUAUCGUCACUCGACAAGACUCUCCAGGAGACCAUUGCGGCCCUUGAGGCCCUCUUCGCUGAGCGUCCAGCGUGGACCCGCCGCGGACUGCGCAACUCUCUCAAGAGCAACGAGCAACGCUAUUGCCUGCGUCAUGCAAUCGCCUACGUCGGAUACAUCUUCCGUUCGGGGCCCUGGCGGGACGCCAUUGUCAAGCUCGGCCACGACCCUCGCUCGUCACCGGAUUACCGGAUCUAUCAAACGUUCGUAUUCCGCAUCCUUCCUCGGGAGCCCGAACUCGCGCGCGACGGCGGCGGAGGACGGCGACAUACGCUCCCUCGGCCGUCGGAAACCGUCAAUGACCCAUCCAAAGACGGCACCAGUAAUACGCACCUGUUUACGGGAAAGCCACCCCUGCCACUUGACGGCAAGAUCUGGAUGGUCUGCGACCUCGUCGACCCUAUACUGCGGCAGAUCCUCAUGCCCGAGAAUCCACCACCAAACUUCCUCCGGUCGACGUGCGACUGGAUCUGCGACGGCUGGUACGGCAACGGCACGCUGGCCAAAGCGCGGACAAUCAUCCGCGCCAAAAUCCACGCCAUGACGCAACAGAACCGCGUCCCCGACGACUCGGAGUUUAUGCGCAUCCUCUCUUUCCCGGACCACGCCGAUGCCGACGACAACCUGGCCGCUUUCCACCUGGACCCGGAAACCGCAACCUCGCGGGAGAUGCAGCUGGCGACCGAAGUGCGAGCCACGAUCAAAGGCGCGCCGAAUUGGAAGGCUGCGGGGAUGGACCAUCGGCAGCGCACCGCCCGGAACCAGCCGCACACACCCACCGCAACAGCCGUCGAGAUAGCAGGCACUGAUGAUACGGCGGCCGCAGCGGCAGCAGCAGCAGCAGAAGCCAAAGAGGUCCGAUGGGAAGACGAAGACGAGGCCGAAGCGGCACGGCGAUUGGUGGAAGAAGAGGAGGAAAGCGAAGGCGAAGAAGAGGCGAUCGAACGGGAGGAAAUCGCUGCUGCUGUCGCUGCUGAAGAAGCACAGCAGCAGCAGCAGCAGCAAUUACGCCCGAAACUGGACGAAGCUAACAGCGAUGAGGAGAUGAUGGCGGACGAAGACGAGGAAGAAGAAGAGGAAGAAGAAGAAGAGGAGGAGGAUGAGGAGGAGGAAGAAGAGGAAGAUGAUGAUGAAGACCAAGAAUUAGAUCCCGAAAACAUGGACUUGGAGAAGGGAGAAGAAGACGACGAAGACGAAGUUUGA
Molecule: messenger RNA, 1881 nt
Organism: Rasamsonia emersonii CBS 393.64
Lineage: Eukaryota; Fungi; Ascomycota; Eurotiomycetes; Eurotiales; Trichocomaceae
Product: RNA polymerase III transcription factor subunit
Exons: 5
Coding region: 1-1881 (626 amino acids)
Biological process (GO): transcription initiation at RNA polymerase III promoter
Cellular component (GO): transcription factor TFIIIC complex
Source: RefSeq, a predicted model, not a curated record